CGGGGGCGAGGUUCAGGCCGGUUGUGCCGUUGCGAGGUUGCCUGUGAGGUCGUGCGGUAGGCCUAGAAUUAUAUCCUGACUUAGUAAAUUGGAGAAGCCAGUGGCACAGCCAGCGUUCUUCCCCAGCAGUGUCUACAUCCAGUGCACACUGAAUCAUUGUUCUGACAAGGUGUAAUUAAAAAGUGAACCUUUCUUCAGAGAUGUCAAAAACAAACAAAUCAAAGUCUGGGUCUCGCUCUUCUCGCUCAAGAUCGGCAUCAAGAUCUCGUUCUCGUUCAUUUUCGAAAUCACGAUCCAGAAGUCGAUCUGUCUCUCGAUCAAGAAAACGCAGGCUGAGUUCUAGGUCUCGUUCCAGAUCAUAUUCUCCGGCUCAUAACAGAGAAAGGAAUCAUCCCAGAGUAUAUCAGAAUCGAGAUUUCCGAGGUCACAACAGAGGCUAUCGGACCUAUUAUUUCCGAGGGCUCAACAGAGGCUUCUAUCCAUGGAGCCAGUAUAACCGUGGAGGCUAGAACUAUCGGCAAGCGUAUAGUCCUCGUCGGGGCCGGUCUCGAUCCCAGUCCCCAAAGAGAAGGUCUCCUUCACCAAGGUCCAGGAGCCAUUCUAGAAACUCGGAUAAGUCAUCUUCUGCCAGUUCAAGGUGCUCCUCAUCCUCUCGUUCUUCCUCCAACCACAGCCGAGUUGAAUCUUCUAAGCGCAAAUCUGCAAAGGAGAAAAAGUCCUCUUCCAAGGAUAGCCGGCCAUCUCAAGCUGCUGGGGAUAACCAGGGAGAUGAGACCAAGGAUCAGACCUUCUCUGGAGGCACCUCUCAAGAUACAAAAACAUCUGAGAGUUCAAAGCCAUGGCCAGAUGCUACCACCUACAGCACUGGUUCUGCAUCACGAGCCUCUGCAGUUUCUGACCUGAGCCCAGCUCUCAAGGGCCCUCUUCAGUCUGUGGUGGUGAGGCGGCGGUCACCCCGACCUAGCCCUGUGCCAAAACCUAGUCCUCCACUUUCCAACACAUCCCAGAUGGGCUCAUCUCUGCCAAGUGGUGCUGGGUACCAGUCUGGGAGCCAUCAAAGUCAGUUCGACCAUGGCUCUGGAUCUUUGAGUCCGUCCAAAAAAAGCCCUGUGGGUAAGAGUCCACCAGCCACUGGCUCCACUUAUGGCUCAUCUCAGAAGGAGGAGAGUGCUACUGCAGGAGGAGCAGCCUAUACUAAGAGGUAUCUAGAAGACCAGAAGACAGAGAAUGGGAAAGAUAAGGAGCAGAAACAGACAAAUUCUGAUAAAGAAAAAGUGAAGGAGAAAGGGAGCUUCUCUGAAGUGGAUGCAAAAGUGAAAUCAGAUUCAUUUGCUUCCAAGACUGACAGUGAGAAGCCCUUUAGGAGCAGUCAGUCGCCCAAAAGGUAUAAACUCCAUGAUGACUUUGAGAAGAAGAUGGCAGACUUCCACAAGGAAGAGAUGGAUGAUCAAGAUAAGGACAAAACUAAGGGAAGGAAGGAAUCUGAGUUUGAUGAUGAACCCGAAUUCAUGUCAAAAGUCAUAGCUGGUGCAAGUAAAAACCAGGAGGCUGAGAAGUCGGGCAAAUGGGACCUGAUGUAUGCAGGGAAGGAAAAGCAGAGGAAAGCAGAGGAGUUGGAAGAGGAGUCUUUCACAGAGAGAUCCAAAAAGGAAGAGCGAGGAGGGGCCAAGAGGAGUGAAAGUGGGCACCGAGGGUUUGUGCCUGAGAAGAAUUUCUGAGUGACUGCAUAUAAGGCAGUGCAAGAGAAAAGCUCAUCACCUCCCCCAAGGAAGACCUCUGAGAGCCGUGAGAAGCUGGGAGCCAAAGGAGACUUUUCCUCGGGAAAGUCUUCAUUUUCCAUUACUCGAGAGGCCCAGGUCAAUGUACGCAUGGAUUCAUUCGAUGAGGACCUUGCACGACCCAGUGGUUUGUUGGCUCAGGAACGCAAGCUUUGUCGGGAUCUGGUUCAUAGCAACAAAAAGGAGCAGGAGUUUCGUUCCAUUUUCCAGCACAUUCAGUCAGCUCAGUCUCAGCGUAGCCCUUCAGAAUUGUUUGCUCAGCAUAUAGUGACCAUUGUUCACCAUGUUAAAGAGCAUCACUUUGGAUCUUCUGGAAUGACAUUGCAUGAAAGUUUCACUAAAUACCUAAAGAGAGGAGCUGAACAGGAGGCAGCUAAAAACAAGAAAAGCCCAGAAAUACACAGGAGGAUAAACAUUUCCCCCAGUACAUUCAGAAAACAUGGUUUGGCUCAUGAUGAAAUGAAAAGUCCUCGGGAACCUGGCUACAAGGCUGAGAGAAAAUACAAAGAUGAUCCUGUUGACCUUCGUCUUGAUAUUGAACAUCGUGAAAAACAUAAGGAGAGAGAUCUUAAAUGAGGUAAAUCAAGACAAUCAGUGGAUUCCCGAGACUCAAGCCAUUCAAGGGAAAGAUCAACUGAGAAAACACAUAAAGGAUCAAAGAAGCAAAAGAAGCAUCAGAGAACACAAGAUCGCUCCAGGUCCUCCUCCUCCUCCUCCCAGUCAUCUCACUCCUACAAAGUGGAGGAGUAUCCUGAAGAGACAGAGGAGAGAGAAGAGAGCACCACGGGCUUUGCCAAAUCCAGACUGGGGACCAAAGACUUUGUGGGUCCAAGUGAAAGAGGCGGCGGCAGAGCUCGGGGAACCUUUCAAUUUCGAGCCAGAGGGAGAGGCUGGGGCAGAGGCAACUAUUCUGGUAACAAUAACAACAACACUAACAAUGAUUUUCAAAAGAGAAACCGGGAAGAGGAAUGGGAUCCAGAGUAUACAUCCAAAAGCAAGAAGUAUUACUUGCAUGAUGACCAAGAAGAUUUGAAAGAAAUGAACUGGGGGAAAGCUAAUGAUAAAUAA
Messenger RNA from Octodon degus (degu), 2846 nucleotides. RefSeq names its product thyroid hormone receptor-associated protein 3-like. The record is from RefSeq and is a predicted model, not a curated record. Lineage: Eukaryota; Metazoa; Chordata; Mammalia; Rodentia; Octodontidae. Gene Ontology annotation, biological process: positive regulation of transcription by RNA polymerase II. Gene Ontology annotation, cellular component: mediator complex. Gene Ontology annotation, molecular function: transcription coregulator activity; DNA binding.